UGUAAGUAAGUCGGUAGAGUACAAGUUCUCUCAUCAGGGGUCUGUCACUGUCUGAGGUUUAAAAAAAAAAAAUCGGAAAAGCAAAGGACUUCAGCACGGGUUGAUGAUGCUCCUGUUACCUCUGCUCACUGUAUUGUUGGCGAGGCGAAGCCAUACUCGGACCCACUCCCUGAGAUAUUUUCGUCUGGCUGUUUCCGAUCCUGGCCCCGGCGUCCCUGAAUUUAUCUCUGUUGGGUAUGUGGACUCACACCCUAUCACUACAUAUGACAGUGUCACUCGACAGAAGGAGCCGAAAGCUCCAUGGAUGGCGGAGAACCUGGCACCUGAUCACUGGGAGAGGUACACUCAGCUGCUAAGGGGCUGGCAGCAGACAUUCAAGGCGGAGCUGAGGCACCUACAGAGGCACUACAACCACUCAGGGCUUCAUACCUACCAGAGAAUGAUUGGCUGUGAGUUGCUGGAAGACGGCAGCACCACAGGGUUUCUCCAGUAUGCAUAUGAUGGACAAGAUUUCAUCAUCUUCAAUAAAGACACCCUCUCCUGGUUGGCCAUGGAUUAUGUGGCUCACAUCACCAAGCAAGCAUGGGAGGCCAACCUGCAUGAGUUGCAAUACCAAAAGAACUGGCUGGAAGAAGAAUGCAUUGCCUGGCUAAAGAGGUUCUUGGAAUAUGGAAGAGAUACCCUAGAAAGAACAGAGCAUCCAGUGGUAAGAACAACUCGAAAGGAAACCUUCCCAGGGAUUACAACUCUCUUCUGCAGAGCUCAUGGCUUCUACCCACCAGAAAUUUCCAUGACAUGGAUGAAAAACGGGGAAGAAAUUGCCCAAGAAGUGGAUUACGGAGGGGUACUUCCCAGCGGGGAUGGAACCUAUCAAACGUGGCUGUCAGUUGAUCUGGAUCCUCAGAGCAAUGACGUUUACUCUUGUCACGUGGAGCACUGUGGUCGCCAAAUGGUUCUGGAGGCCCCUCGGGAUGGCAGGAGCAACGUGGAGUUUUCCUCAUUUACUUACAGAAUCAGGGGACAUCCUUCGAGUGAGCGCAAUCUCUGGAACCACAGUUCUCAUCAUCACCCUGGCUGGAGUUGGUGUUCUGAUCUGGAGAAGGUCACAAGAACUAAAAGAAGUCAUGUACCAACCCACCCAAGUGAAUGAGGGCAGCUCUCCUUCUUAGGAGCCACGAUGUUUGCUCUCAGGCAUCCACAUGUCUUGGCCAUACUCCUGAUAGAACCGGGGACUGUAAAAUUGAGCACUUGUGACAGGAAGAUAGGAGCUACAAAUUUUUCUUCAUUCUUUGGCUCCAGAAGAGCUGUCAACUUUUAGGCUCUUGAUAGACUCCUUUAUCACAGUCAACUUUAAAUACAGUUUGUCUCAUGACCCAAUACUUCCCAAUAUUGUAGUUUUCAAUGGUGAUUUACAAGUAGAUCACAGAGUAUCAGAGUCGCAAGCAACUUUCUCACCUAAGCAGGAGAUGUCUUCUAAAAUAUCAUAGACUUGAGCAUUAGCCUUCACUCAACAUCAUGUGCAACUUCCCCCAUUCUACUACAAAAUAGCCGUUCUUGUUCAUUUUCUCUCCUGAGAAUGUUUACCAUGUAAGAACUUUGACCAUUAUGGCUCUCAUGUUUGAGAAUCUAUAAGUAGGGUUGAGCCAACCCAUGAAAAUAGCCAGCAAGUCUCUACAGCAGCCUUUGAGUGGAUGAGUCACUAUACACAUAUCAUGGCCCAAGGGGAGGCAGAAGUAUCCAGUUCAUGGUGGCUCUGUCAGAAAGCAAGGAAUAUUGCAUGUUUGUCUGGCUACAUUUAUGGCAAUGACUUCCUUUGCUUUUACUAUUUCUGUGAGAAAUUGGAACAAUAAUUUAUCAAGUUGAGUGCGAUGGGAAUCUUAGAAGACCAGUAUUCAGGAAGCUGAGGCAGGUGGAUUAUACAUUUGGGGCUAGAUUGAGCUACACAAUGAAACCCUAUCUGAAAUAAACCAAAACAACAACAACAACAGCAACACACUUAACAGAACUAAAACAAUCAUUACCAGACAUAUUAUUCCCUCCCAUGGAACAGCAGACCUAGACUCACUUGCAAUAUUUCAACAUGAAAUAAUAGUAUUUAUUUGGCUGGAGAUGACCCAGUGGGUGAAGAUGUCAGUUGCCAAGCAUGUCCACUUGAGAUCAGUCACCCUGACCCACACACACAGUGAAAGAAAAAACUGACUCCUGAAAGUUGCCCUCUGACCUCUCCAUGAGUGCUAAAUUAAGGUUUUUGUUUUUGUUUUUGUUUUAAUCUGACAAAAUGUGUUCAUAUGUUUAUGUUUCAAAAGGAGUUCUCUUUACUCUGGUGUUGGAGACUGAACCAGUACAGAAAAGACAGAAGUUAGAACUGAACCUUUGGGGGUUUAGGGUGUAGCUCAGUGGCAGAGAAUUUUCUUAGCAUGUAUGAGGCCCUGAGGUCAGUCUUCAGCACUUCGAACACACACACAUACACACACCACCACCACCACUAAUAACAAACAAAAACUAAAACUUUGGAUUUUUUCUGUAAGUGGUUUUAAAUUAAAUUGUUUCUUAAUACUUUCAGACCUGUCAUUUAAUUAAUUCACAUUUACUGAUGAUAGAUGUUCGGUAACCAAGGUCUAUGAACAGUGUGAUGCCAUAUUCUAAAUGUUCCAGGGAACUGCACUACCACGCCAGUUGUGUUUAGACUUUGAGUUUUCUUUGCUAAUGUUUUAGAUCAAGAACACUA
Molecule: messenger RNA, 2728 nt
Organism: Mus caroli (Ryukyu mouse)
Lineage: Eukaryota; Metazoa; Chordata; Mammalia; Rodentia; Muridae
Product: major histocompatibility complex class I-related protein 1
Biological process (GO): immune response
Cellular component (GO): external side of plasma membrane
Source: RefSeq, a predicted model, not a curated record